AUGCCGGGGAAGCCCCAGCGACGACCCACUGCUGCGCUGUAUUUGCAAUCGUGCAGCGCCGGCAUCAAGGCUGUGUUCGAGCCACAGCUGAACCCCAAUCACAUUGCAUUCGGCGGUUUCCGGCAGAGUCAGAAUCGAGACUGGGAGCAAGAUCAGGAGCAGCAGCAGCAGCAGAGGCAGAGGCAGAGGCAGCAGCAGAACCUGAACCUCAACCUCAACCUCAACCUCAAACGGCCGGCGUGCACUAUUGCAAUGCAGCUGCGCUUGUUGGUAUUGGGCAGGCCUGUCUGGGCCGAUCUCGAUUCGGUCAUCCAUCCUCGAGAGUGGCUUUCCGCCAGCAAGCCAACACGACUGUCCACAACACGUCACACCAGCGAAGCUUUUCUGAAGCUUUUCCUCGCCCGCAUCGCCAAGGACGGGCGCCGCCUUAGGGCGAGCUUCUUCCGUCACCCUGGUCGCGCCCAGCUGGGGUCUUCUCAGGGUGGGCCUGGCCUCUCUGCUCCCCGCCCGCGCGCUCUUUUUAUUCUCACCCUCGUCACCGUUGAUCAUCACAUCACCUCUGGUCCCUUUGCCGCAUUUCUGUGUAGGGACUGGACAUUCGCGGAAUGCAUGGCCAAGACAUCUGACAGGUGA
Diaporthe amygdali is the source of this 633-nucleotide messenger RNA. RefSeq lists its product as uncharacterized. Lineage: Eukaryota; Fungi; Ascomycota; Sordariomycetes; Diaporthales; Diaporthaceae. Bases 1 to 633 code for a protein of 210 amino acids. The transcript has 4 exons. The record is from RefSeq and is a predicted model, not a curated record.